Messenger RNA from Acanthochromis polyacanthus (spiny chromis), 2988 nucleotides. RefSeq names its product KH-type splicing regulatory protein (gene khsrp). Bases 182 to 2143 code for a protein of 653 amino acids. Gene Ontology annotation, molecular function: mRNA binding. The record is from RefSeq and is a predicted model, not a curated record. Gene Ontology annotation, cellular component: nucleus; cytoplasm. NCBI's taxonomy places the organism in Eukaryota, Metazoa, Chordata, Actinopteri, Pomacentridae. Gene Ontology annotation, biological process: regulation of DNA-templated transcription. The transcript is spliced from 18 exons.
CGGGGUGGAAGAUGCAUUGAUUGGUUAUUUUAAGCAGGGAAGUUUGCCGGCGUGGUAGGCGAUCUUACUCACGUUGGUGUCUCCGUACGCUCCCGUUAACCUUCCCGCUUCUGCGCAGCUCGACCCGGCCACAGCUAUCCAGUCUGCCCCCCUGUGUGUCUAUUCGCCCCUUGAGAGCAGCAUGUCUGAUUACGGCGGUCUGCCAUCUAACGGAGUCGGCGCUGGGAUGAAAAAAGACGCUUUUGCAGAUGCCGUACAACGAGCCAGACAGAUUGCAGCUAAAAUCGGUGGAGACGGUGUUCCCCCAGUGACCAACAACGGAGGAGCUGAGAGCUAUCCAUUCACAGCACAGAAACGAUCCCUGGAAGAAGCAGAUGAACCCGAUGCCAAGAAGGUAGCAUCCCAGAGUGAGAGAGAUUCAGCAAUGUCUAUUGGAGCUCAGCUAGCUGCUCUGUCCCAACAAAGUGUCAGGCCCUCCACAAUGACAGAAGAGUACAGGGUGCCUGAUGGCAUGGUCGGUCUCAUCAUCGGCAGAGGAGGCGAACAGAUUAACAAAAUACAGCAGGAUUCUGGCUGCAAGGUCCAAAUUGCUCAUGACAGUGCUGGUCUUCCAGAAAGAAGUGUUUCUCUGACAGGAUCACCAGAUGCCAUCCAGAGAGCAAAGGCUCUUAUAGAUGACAUUGUGUCCAGGGGUCACGAGUCAACCAAUGGUCAGUCAGGUUCAAUGCAAGAGAUGAUCAUUCCUGCAGGGAAGGCUGGUCUUAUUAUCGGCAAAGGAGGAGAGACCAUCAAACAGCUGCAGGAACGAGCCGGAGUUAAAAUGAUUCUUAUUCAAGAUGGAUCUCAGCCACCCAACAUAGAUAAACCUCUACGCAUUAUUGGAGACCCCUACAAAGUGCAGCAAGCAAAGGAGAUGGUUAAUGAGAUUCUACGAGAAAGAGAUCAUGCUGGUUUCGGAGAGAGGAACGAAUAUGGAUCAAGAAUGGGAGGAGGAGGUGGUGGCAUUGAUAUAGCUGUACCCCGACACUCUGUGGGAGUUGUGAUUGGUCGCAAUGGGGAGAUGAUCAAGAAGAUCCAGAGCGAUGCUGGAGUGAAAAUACAGUUUAAACCAGAUGACGGAACGGGUCCUGAGAAGAUCGCUCAUAUUAUGGGUCCACCAGACCAGUGUCAGCAUGCGGCCUCCAUCAUCACUGACCUGCUACAGAGCAUCCGAGCCCGAGAGGAGGGUGGUCAGGGUCCUCCAGGUCCUGGUGCAGGAAUGCCGCCUGGCGGUAGAGGGCGAGGUAGAGGUCAGGGCAGCUGGGGUCCUCCAGGAGGAGAGAUGACCUUCUCCAUCCCUGCUCACAAAUGUGGGCUUGUAAUUGGCAGAGGAGGAGAGAAUGUCAAGGCCAUCAACCAACAAACUGGUGCGUUUGUGGAGAUAUCUCGUCAGCUUCCACCUAACGGUGACCCAAACUUCAAACUUUUCAUCAUCCGAGGGUCUCCACAACAGAUUGAUCACGCAAAGCAGCUUAUAGAAGAGAAAAUAGAGGCUCCAUUGUGUCCAGUGGGUGGUGGUCCUGGUCCAGGAGGCCCAGGUGGUCCAAUGGGUCCCUACAAUCCUAACCCCUAUAAUGCAGGGCCUCCUGGUGGUGCUCCCCAUGGAGCUUCACCUGGUGGUCCUCAGUACUGUCCCCAGGGUUGGGGAAAUACCUACCAGCAGUGGCAAGCCCCAAAUCCACAUGACCCCAAUAAGGCAGCGGCAGACCCCAACGCAGCAUGGGCAGCCUACUAUGCACAAUAUUAUGGGCAGCAGCCAGGGGGCGCCAUGCCAGCCCAGGCUCCUGGGGCCCCUGCAGCAGCACCAGGGGACCAGAGCCAUGCAGCACAGACCUCUGGGGGCCAGCCAGACUACACUAAGGCAUGGGAGGAGUAUUAUAAGAAGAUGGGCAUGAACCAGCCAGCUGGAGGUGCAGCUGCUGCUCCAGGUACAGCAGCAGCCCCCACAGCGGCGGCAGCAGGAGGAGGAGCUGCAGCUGGAGGCCAGCCGGACUAUAGUGCAGCCUGGGCUGAGUACUACAGACAGCAGGCUGCCUACUAUGGACAAGCAGGCCAGGCUCCUGGACAGGCAGCUGCUCCACAGCAGGGACAACAGGCGCAGUAAAUGAGUGACUUGGUCUUUUGGACAGAUGUGGGGGAUCUCUGGACUUGUUUGUUUUUUCCUUUUUUGGCUUUAAUAAGACAAGACCAUGGUGUACUCACCCCACCAGACAUUUUCUAUACAACCUUCAUAUUUGUAUUUUAAAUUCAAAAUCAAAGAAAGAAAAGGGAACACAUUUUGCCCAUGCAUUGAACAAAGCACUAUAAACAACCCGGGUUACCCAUUCAGUUUUCCUCUUCACUUCACCUACGCCUUGUAAUGAUUGUUUGAGUUGUUUUUUUAAAAAAUGUGAAAUAAUAAGCAUCUUUGCUUGCAAGCUAGCACAACAGCAUCUCAACACUGACUCACAUUUCAUUAGUUUUCCCCUUUGGUUUCCUGAGGGUAUAAACUGUCUAGCAGUAUUUUGAAUAUAUUAAAAAAAAUGUUUAUAUGAAAGAAAACCGUAAAGUUUUUGGUCCAUUUUUUUCUUGUUCCUGGUACACUUUUUUUUAAACUUCACUUUUAACAACAUUCCCGGUUUACCUUGCAGGUCUAUUUCUCCCCUGCUGUCUUGAUUUCUCAUUUUUAAUUUUAUUAUUUUGUAAUUAUUUUCCUUAAAAGGGGUCUUGUGUGUCUGUAUACAGUGUAUGCUACUGACUAGGAAAAAUGGAUGUAAGUUGGCUGUAAUAAGGCACUAACUGGUAUGUAAGUUGGUGUAUGUUUGUGUCCUGAUUCCCUUUGGUUUCAUUUCUUCAUCCUUUUACUGUUAAUUUUUUUUUGUUGUUCUAAUAGGUUGUUACUGUAUGUUGAUUUUUUAUGUUAUUUUUUACGGCUUGUUUUUAAAUACUUAAAUAAAAACAUUGAAAUCA